Molecule: messenger RNA, 3241 nt
Organism: Myripristis murdjan (pinecone soldierfish)
Lineage: Eukaryota; Metazoa; Chordata; Actinopteri; Holocentriformes; Holocentridae
Gene: flot1b
Product: flotillin 1b
Exons: 13
Coding region: 174-1457 (427 amino acids)
Biological process (GO): positive regulation of endocytosis; protein kinase C signaling; regulation of receptor internalization
Cellular component (GO): plasma membrane; cytoplasmic vesicle; flotillin complex
Molecular function (GO): protease binding
Source: RefSeq, a predicted model, not a curated record
CUCAAAUGAAACAUUUUUCUCAUUCCGGGAGAAAACGUUUAUUGCGCAAGUCUUUACAGCGGGAAGCACGCACGAUCUAGAACCCGAUUUAAAACUAAAUAUCAGUUAUAAAAAUCCUGCGAGAAAGGCGCCGUUUCUCAUCAGCUGGAGGUCGCUUCUAGGCAGAAAUCAAGAUGUUCUACACUUGUGGUCCCAAUGAAGCCAUGGUGGUGUCUGGCUUUUGCCGCUCUCCUCCUCUGAUGAUUGCAGGAGGGAGAGUGUUUGUCGUCCCCUGUAUUCAGCAGAUCCAGAGAAUCACCCUGAACACCCUGACUUUAAAUGUGAAGAGUGACAAAGUCUACACCCGCCACGGUGUCCCUAUCUCUGUCACAGGCAUUGCACAGGUGAAGAUCCAGGGCCAAAACAAGGAGAUGUUGGCCACUGCCUGUCAGAUGUUCAUGGGCAAGUCUGAGGGUGAGAUUGCCCAGAUUGCACUUGAGACACUGGAGGGACACCAGAGAGCCAUCAUUGCCCAUUUGACUGUGGAGGAGAUCUACCAGGACCGUAAGAAGUUCUCAGAGCAGGUGUUCAAGGUGGCGUCCUCUGACCUGGUGAACAUGGGUAUCGGAGUUGUCAGCUACACGCUCAAAGACGUUCAUGAUGAUCAGGACUACCUCCACUCCCUGGGUAAAGCCAGGACAGCCCAGGUGCAAAAGGAUGCCAGGAUUGGAGAGGCUCAGUAUAAACGGGAUGCUGUCAUCAGGGAGGCACAUGCAAUGCAAGAGAAGGUGUCAGCUCAGUACAGGAAUGAGAUUGAGAUGGCAAAGGCCCAGAGAGACUUUGAGCUGAAAAAGGCAGCCUAUGAUGUUGAGGUGAACACCAAGAAGGCUGAGUCCGAGAUGGCCUACCAGCUUCAGGUGGCCAAGACCAAGCAGCGCAUUGAGGAGGAGAAGAUGCAGGUUCAGGUGGUGGAGCGAUCGCAGCAGAUCAUGCUGCAGGAGCAGGAGAUCACCCGCAGGGAGAAGGAGCUGGAGGCCAAAGUCAAGAAGCCAGCCGAAGCCGAGAAAUACCGCCUGGAGAGGCUGGCUGAGGCACAGCGGCUGCAGCUGAUCAUGGAGGCUGAGGCUGAGGCCGAGUCCAUUAAAAUGAGGGGUGAGGCGGAGGCAUUUGCCGUUGAGGCUAAGGGCCGGGCUGAGGCAGAGCAGAUGACCAAGAAGGCUGAGGCCUUCCACCAGUACAAAGAGGGAGCCAUGGUGGACAUGCUGCUGGAGAAACUGCCACUGAUGGCAGAGGAGAUCACCAAGCCCCUGUCGGCCACCCAGAAGAUCACCAUGGUGUCUAGUGGCGGCUCAGAGGUUGGAGCGGCCAAACUGACUGGAGAGGUGCUGGACAUCAUGACCAGGCUGCCGUCCACUGUGGAGAAACUCACCGGGGUCGACAUCACACAGGUUUCUGGAAAGACCGCCCUCGUGCGCUAAGAAGAAGAAGGGGCAGAGGUGACAUAAUACACACCUGGAGCUCCACACCUCUUAUAGUGCCUAUAACCACUGAACUGACUCCUCAGCACCAUAGGGCUGUCUGAUUGUCUUUUUGUGCAUGUGUUUCUGCUGUGUGUGUCUCUUUGCUAGUCUCCUUUUGUAUCUUUCAGGGAUGUUUUUUUUUUUCCCAGUGGUAGUGGACAAGCAACUAUCAGCCCUUUCCUGAGGGUAUGAGCAAUUUCCUACUUUUUUCCUGUGAAUUUUUUUUUCCUGUCCCUAAUCACAUCCCUUGUCUGUUAAUCUGAAUGCUGCUUUUUUGAAAUAGCAGAAGCUGCAGAGCAGUAGAAACAUUGAAGAGGCUGCUUUGUUACCUUCUCAGUUCUGCAAAAUCAGAUGGAGAACACAAAGGCUUCAGGCGCCUUUGGCCAGUAUCAGUCCAAGCAGGAAGUCUUUGUACUGUAUUUUCACUAAGUAAUGUUUUUAUUUUCCUACUGCAUUCAGCCUCAUUUUCCGCCUGCAUAGGGACUGGUUCCACGUUCCAUGUUUCAGAUGUUCAACUUUUACAAGAUUUUAAUCAAAACUUUAUGUAGGUGAAGUGUAUCUGUGAUUACAGAGGACUUUUUUUCUCUGUGCCUUUUUUAGUUGGUCAGCUGAGGAGUUUUAUAGAUGUCACUGCCCCGUUAAAAUUUUAGUGUGAGCAUAUCAUAACUGCUUUUAUUUCUAGAGUUCUGCAUAUCGCUGUAUUAGUGUCCCUGAUUUAUGUAGUACAACUUAGCCGCAUGUUAAUGUGCUCUUUGUCCACUACUACAUUAUUGAUAGACCUAAGUUGUGUGCUGCUAAUUCAUUUUCCUAAUCUUUAGAAUAGCCAUUGCCUUGCAGGUCAUUUCACAUUACUGAGGCCCUUAAUUAUACUGGUUGAAAUGCAAGUCGAAGGAUUUUUCUGUAAGUCAAUGUGAAGGGGAAGGAAGUGGGUGGUGGGAGAAAGCUAAGGUUUUCCUGUUUAGAGCAAUGAGAAUUUAUUGUGGUGGUAAAGACUUUGCUGCAGUGUUUCUGGAGUUGCAUCCUUUAUAGGUCACGAAGACGAAUGAACGUCGCCAACAAACCACCUAACCAGCUUGCUGCUUUGAUGUGCUUGAAGCCAUGAGAUGCAUGAAACUUUAUAACGUGUGUAGUGACGUAGUAUGCAGUUUUUGGCUUUUCCUUAUGUUUUUUUUUUUUUGUCUUGAUUUUCUGUGAUAAUGAUACUGAACAUGAUAGAUUUUGGCAAAUUUUAGCUCUCACAUGAAUGACAGUCUUGUUCCAUUGUUCAGGACCUCAGGAGCUGCCUCUUUCUUUUUGUCUUCACUAACAGUCCAAAGUUUCCCAGCUACUAAGCCUAUGCAUUUUGUUACCGCCAAGUGCCUGGAAAAGUCAAGCUUUAGCUAAACUCAUCACUCAGCCUCGAAGUCAGAGACACCCUCUCAAGUUAAGCCUAUAUCAACACACUAUGCUAUGUGCCUGGGAGUUUAACUUCCUAUAUAACUGAUGACAAGCCACAGGCUCUCUGUUCAUGAAAGCCAAAUCCAGUUUCAUCUUGUUCUCUUUUGUAUGUUCUUGUAACUAAUCAUUCAGUUUUGUAAGCAAAUAUCUGAUCGCAUGUAUCUAUCCUUUAAGACGCCAUGGUCCCUAAUUUGUAAUAUUGAGUAGUGUGAAUGUUGUAUUUUAGUUUAUAAUUGUUAAAGAUGUAUCUAGAAAGAGAUGUCACAAGAUCAUUUAGACAAUAAAAUAUUAUUUACUCACUGGAA